Molecule: messenger RNA, 351 nt
Organism: Arabis nemorensis
Lineage: Eukaryota; Viridiplantae; Streptophyta; Magnoliopsida; Brassicales; Brassicaceae
Source: the annotation of a GenBank genome assembly
AUGAAAGUGAGGUGGAGAAACGCAGUAAGAGUGAGCAAAACAGAGAAGAAGGAUGCUAGUGAUGAAGAAGUAACAGCUCCAAUUCAAGCCACACAAGUUUUGCGUAGCUUCGCAAAGGAUCCAAACGCGAAUGUUGUUGCUAAUCUUCCUGAUGGUUGUUAUAGCAUGAAAGAAGCCAUAGAAUUCGCUCGAAACAAAAUCGAGGAAUGCAUAUUUGCCUUGAUGAGCAAGGAAACAACGGUCAAUUAUGUAUGGAAAAAAUAUAAAAGAGCACCUACAAUAUCCAUAAGUGAUUAUUACAAGAAAUGCCAUUUGUUCCCAAAUUACUUUCCUAAUCUGCCAUUUUUCUAA